CGAAUAUGCACCAAAAAAUGUGACUGUCGCUGUCAUCAGUAUAGAUGAAGUGAUGGAAGGAAGUGAUAUGAAGUUGCAAUGUAACAGCUUCUCCAAUCCUGCUAUAUAUAAUUAUGAAUGGUACAAAGGGAAAUCCAAAUUACCAGACACAGGACGGGAGAUCACAGUAAGGAAUGUGACCAGGGACAUGGAACCCUAUUCCUGUGCUGCAAGAAAUCAUUUGGGUAGAGGAGAAUCAGCCCCGACAGAGAUACCUGUACAAUAUGCACCAAAAAAUGUGACUGUCGCUGUCAUCAGUAUAGAUGAAGUGAUGGAAGGAAGUGAUAUGAAGCUGCAAUGUAACAGCUUUUCCAAUCCUGCUAUAUAUAAUUAUGAAUGGUACAAAGGGAAAUCCAAAUUACCAGACACAGGACGGGAGAUCACAGUAAGGAAUGUGACCAGGGACAUGGAACCCUAUUCCUGUGCUGCAAGAAAUCAUUUGGGUAGAGGAGAAUCAGCCCCGACAGAGAUACCUGUACAAUAUGCACCAAAAAAUGUGACUGUCGCUGUCAUCAGUAUAGAUGAAGUGAUGGAAGGAAGUGAUAUGAAGUUGCAAUGUAACAGCUUCUCCAAUCCUGCUAUAUAUAAUUAUGAAUGGUACAAAGGGAAAUCCAAAUUACCAGACACAGGACGGGAGAUCACAGUAAGGAAUGUGACCAGGGACAUGGAACCCUAUUCCUGUGCUGCAAGAAAUCAUUUGGGUAGAGGAGAAUCAGCCCCGACAGAGAUAUCUGUACAAUAUAAAGUCCUCAGUUCUACAAACAUUAUAAUUCCAGCAACUAUUGGAACAAUCUUCUCUCUGCUACUGCUUGCAUUGGUUGCAUUGGCUACAUAUUUUCGUUGGAGAAAAAAAUGCCAGAAAUUAACAAGCAAUGAGACUGAAGCAUCCCCCGUUGCCACAUACACUGACCUGAUAAAACGAGAUAUUGAAAACGAUUAUGAUCAAUUCAAGACUGAAGCAUCCCCCGAUGCCACAUACACUGACCUGAUAAAACGAGAUAUUGAAAACGAUUAUGAAAAAUUCAAGACUGAAGCAUCCCCCGAUGCCACAUACACUGACCUGAUAAAACGAGAUAUUGAAAACAAUUAUGAACAAUUCAAGACUGAAACAUGCGCAGAUGGCACAUACACUGACUUGGGGAAAAAAGACAUGGACAAUGCUUACGAAGAAUUAAAGCCGAACAAUACAUGUAGCUACCCUGACUAUGGGAACCUAAUAUGAGAAAAAUCUAAGAACCUUCCCAUCAUUUACUUCAAGAUAAUAGAAGACGAACAUCACUGAUAGAUCCCUCAACAAACCACGGAUGUUUGGAGUCAUAGAUGAAACAUGGGAUGUACCGCAAAAGGGCUGAAUUAAGUUUAACCACCCAAUGUCUUAUAGGGAAAAUGAAUAACACAACAGACUUUGCUUCUUUUACGGCAACAGCUGGAUUUCCAAAGAGGAAUGCCAAACCGGUACUGUUGAGCAUGCCAAGUGGAGCCAAAUCACCCUUCCCCUAAAGACUCAUUCCAUUUAAUAUUUCUAAUACUUCUCUACAGCUGUUUAGCAGAUACUUUUUCUGACACAGAGCUUCACAUGCCUCACAUGAACUUAUAUGAUCAUCCACCAGGAGAAGAGCCAAAGAAAUGACUACACACUUUUUAUAUCUGGCACUUAAUAUAACCACAGCAUGCAGUGAGCUCCCAAGCUCCCCCUAGUGGUGGCUGCAGGGAGACAAAAUGUUAUUGCUUAAGGGAUCAGCUGUGAAUCACAAAACUUGAGCUGAAAACAAAUCAGUUUGGAAUGUUGGACCUAAAAUAAUGUGGUUAACUAUUAAAUAUAAAAUUUUAUUCUAUCGGCCUUCAAUGCUCAGAUGGUUCCUUUGUAGUGCUGACAAUUUGUUUUUGUACUUUGAGAUUUUGUAUAAGUAGGAGUCCGAUUUAAAUGUUUUCCAUAGUCCUCC
Messenger RNA from Bufo bufo (common toad), 1982 nucleotides. RefSeq names its product B-cell receptor CD22-like. The record is from RefSeq and is a predicted model, not a curated record. Bases 53 to 1261 code for a protein of 402 amino acids. NCBI's taxonomy places the organism in Eukaryota, Metazoa, Chordata, Amphibia, Anura, Bufonidae. The transcript has 13 exons.